Molecule: messenger RNA, 1491 nt
Organism: Penicillium arizonense
Lineage: Eukaryota; Fungi; Ascomycota; Eurotiomycetes; Eurotiales; Aspergillaceae
Exons: 7
Coding region: 1-1491 (496 amino acids)
Cellular component (GO): fungal-type cell wall
Molecular function (GO): acid phosphatase activity
Source: RefSeq, a predicted model, not a curated record
AUGAAGACUCCAUUCUUUUUGCUCCUUGUUGGCCUUACAACAAUAGUCCGAUCGGAACUCUUAGCUCCGGCCAACGACAUCUUGUUCCCGUCAAGCAAGACAUCCAGCAAUCCUCUACAGUACGCCGGCGGAAAUAGCCCCUAUUUUGCUGGACCUAACGUCCAUGGCAUCAAGAAUGAGGUACCAGAUCGGUGCUCUGUCCGACAAGCUGCUUAUAUCGUCCGGCAUGGCAGUAGAUUUCCCGACACUGGCUCAUAUAACGCCUGGGUUGCAAUUCAUGACAAGAUUCAACGUGCGGUGAAUCAGACCGGGUUCAAAGCACGCGGCUCAUUGGACUUCAUAUCCGAAUGGAAGCCGGUACUGAGCAAUCCUAGCUUACAGCUAGCACAGGAGUCAAUGACAGGCUGGAAAGAGGCAAGCGAUCUCGGCUAUCAGCUGCGAGCCAAGUAUCCGCACUUUUAUCAAGACGGCAAUCCAUUCUAUGUUUGGGCAAACCAAUACAAGUCUCCGAUCAACAGCUCGCGGGUUGUUCAAACUGCGAGAGCCUUCAUCCGGGGAUACCUCUACGAGUAUGCCGACACAUAUGGGACUGUUGUGAGCGUGAAUUCCACUGGCUCCAAUAGUGCAAUUGGAAACUCGCUUGGCCCUUCAGACUCAUGCCCUGCAUUUGGUUCCACGAUCAGCGGAGGAAACAAUGUAACAAAUUGGGACGCUACCUGGGUUCCAAAGACUGUCAAGCGUAUCAAUUCGCAACUAAGUGGAAACCUCACUUUUGACGAAACGGAAGUCCUCUUCUUCCCCUGUAUGUGCGCAUACGAGAGCCAAAUUACAGGGCAACUGAGUCCUUGGUGUGGUGUGUUUACGGAGAAUGAGCUUCGUAAAUAUGCCUAUUCUCAGGACUUGAGCUAUUUCUAUAGCGUCGGGCCCGGCUCAAUCGGACCAGCCAAAGUCCUCUUUCUUCCCUUCCUCGAAAGUCUGAUUUCACUACUUGAAAAGGGCCCGGGGCAAAUAGGCAUUGGUAGAGAUGGCGCCAAUUUCGAGGUUCCAAAUCUUAUCAUGGCAUUCUUGAAUGAUAAUCAAAUUGCUGAAAUGACCGCUGCCAUGGGAAUCUUUGACUCGGAGGGACUGCUUCCUGAUGACCAUAUACCAGCUAAUCAUCUUUAUAAUGUGGCGAAUUUCAUUACUAUGCGUGGAACGGUUGCCUUUGAAGUCAUGGAUUGUGAGCCAGAAUCCAAAAGCUCCUCCUCCAAUGAGACAUACAUUCGAAUCCUCUUCAACGAUGCCGUUUACCCCAUCGCGAGCUGCCGCAGUGGGCCCGGAAGCAGCUGUCCCCUGUCUAAAUAUGCUUCGAUUAUCCACAAAAAGCUGAAUGGGGCAGGAAACUUCCAAGACUACUGCAAUAUUACCAAAAACAGUCAUCCGGAGCGCGUCCUGGGGGCCAGCUUUUUCAGCGACAUGUCACUAGACUUCCUAACUUUUGUCGCCCCAUAG